AUCCUAGAAGUGGAUCUUUUAAAACACACUUUUCAAGUUCCGCGUGGAUAUUGGAAUUAUUGUUUUUUCAUUCGGAGUAUCAGGGCUAGGAGGUUGUAUAUUAGAGAAGUCUAACGCUUUGAUAGUAUGCUAAUUGCUAAGUUACCCGUAUUUCCCAAAUCUUCAAGCGUUAGUAGACGGACUUGAUUGGACAUGUAUCUUUAACAUGUUUUCCUUGGAAGAAAAAAAAGAUUUUUAUUUAUUUAUUUUAGUGUUGCUUUGCUUUGCUUGGUUUUUGUAAAUGUUAGAAGGAAGUGUACAUGAACUUCUAUGCAUCUUUCUGCAUUUACGUUGGUGUUUUUCUACAUAUAUGAAAAUUUUGUAUGAAGUCGAGAAAAGGCGAUGUGGACAUAGGUUAACUGGGGCAGAGAGGGUUGAUUAUUCAGAAAAGAGUUUGAAAGGAGCUGACUAUGUUCUCAUUCCUGCGCCAGAAAGAGAGAGGAGGGGAAGUCUUAGGGGUCCAGGGUCUAGGAAAGGGAGAAAACACUCGGAGGAUGAGGAGAUCUGUAUAAAAGAAAGUUCCAUUCCUGAGGUUUACACUGAAGAGCAUGGACGGCUUUUAGGUGAUUGUAAGAUGGUCUGGAUACUGGAUGUUGAUGGGUAUGAUGAAGAUGGGCACCGUAUAUAUGAUCAAUAUGAGGGGAAGCAUUGCCAUCAAUGCAGGCAGGCAACUGUUGGUCGACAUACUAUGUGCAGCAAGUGCAAGACAGUGGAAGGGCAGUUAUGUGGGGAUUGCUUGUUUACUAGAUAUGGUGAAAAUGUUGUUGAAGCAAAUGAGAAUUCGAGCUGGACGUGCCCUGUUUGUCGGGGAAUUUGCAAUUGUAGUCGAUGCCGCCGAGCAAAAGGAUGGGUGCCUACUGGUGACAUAUAUUGGAAGGUCAAAAAGCAGGGGUUCAAGUCUGUGGCACAUUAUCUCAUUGAAACUCGAAUGGAACACAAAAUCAAAGAUCCAAAUCAAAAAGAUGUUUUGGAGGCAGUUGCAGAUAAAGAAUUCGAACGAAUCGAUGGUGAGGUUCGAUCAGAUCACAACAGUGUGUUAGAGAUCUCUGAUGACAACAAACAAGGUGGGAUGGAUGAAGAUUAUGAUGCAACUGAUUCUCAUGAAUCCAGUGGAGAUGAAAGCGAGGAGUGAGGACUCAAGAAAUUGACUUGAGUCUAUCGUUUAUAACGAUUGUUUGAAUAGCACCUUGGGAGGGUUCAGUAUGGAAAAUUUGUGCUGAAAAUUGCAGGCAGCAGUUGAUUUUUGGAACAAUGUUAAAUUUGUCAUCUCUCUCUCUCUCUCUCUCUCCAAAUUUAGAAGAUGUUUUUAUUGCCUCAUGCUUAAAAAGGUAAAAUUUAUUGUGAGGUGGAACUCAGGUUUUAUUCUUUUGGUUAAUUAGUUAGUGUCAUGUUUCACUAACAUCUUGUUUCAAAUAGUACAUGGUUCAUGGUCCUUUAACUGCCAUAAUUUUUCUAGCUGUCAACACAAAAUUGUAGUCGGGAAGGCACUUUCUCUUCUGGCUAUAAUUUUUAGCCGGAAGGCGCGUCUCCUUUUAGUUAUAGCUGACAAGGGAGAGCAAAAAUAUUUGAUGUGUUUCUGAAUUUAGUCUUUGAUGAUGAUAUCUUGGAUUUUUUUUAUUUUUUUUAUAAUCUUGCUUGAUUUCUUGA
Molecule: messenger RNA, 1686 nt
Organism: Daucus carota subsp. sativus
Lineage: Eukaryota; Viridiplantae; Streptophyta; Magnoliopsida; Apiales; Apiaceae
Exons: 5
Coding region: 281-1171 (296 amino acids)
Biological process (GO): regulation of DNA-templated transcription
Cellular component (GO): nucleus
Source: RefSeq, a predicted model, not a curated record